AUGCUCUGGGCGGAGGGGAGGAGUGAAUGGACGCCACUAUCUUCGAUUCGAGAGCUGCAUUCUGGGGUCACAAAGAAGGAUCAACCUGAACAAGAAACUGAAGAUGAUUUUGAGAAAUUCCAGAAGGAGGUUAUAGAAGCUGAGUCAGAGGUGGAAGGGCUGAAAGCAAAGGCUGCAGAUGGUGACUUAAGCAAAGAGCAUGUCAUUGAUGAUCCCGAUGAGCGGCCAGCAUCCCCACCAGAUGGUGUGGAAGAAUUUACUGAUGAUGACGGCACCAUCUACAAGUGGGAUCGUACUCUGAGGGCAAUGGUUCCUCAAAGUUUAUCAGCUAACCUGAUUCCUUGUGUACCUUCUCAGAAUGAUGUAUCGGGUGAAAUGGACAACAAUGGAGAGAAUGACAUAUCAUGUAAAAAGGAUGACUAUGAACUUGAAGACAUGACUUUUGCACUCGAGGAAGAAGUAUUUCAACCACCAGAUAUUCCUGGCUCGUCCACAUUGGAUGAAAACCAUGCUUUAACUGAAAAAGAAAACAAAGUGCCAGAGAAGGUAGAUAAAAGACUAGAAAAGAAGCGGAAGUCUGAGAAGCCAACUGAAAAGAAGGAACCUCAGAAACCUCCAGAAAGUUGGUUUGAUCUCAAAGUCAACACACAUGUCUAUGUUACUGGUUUACCUGAAGAUGUCACGGCUGAGGAGAUUGUAGAGGUAUUUUCCAAGUGUGGAAUUAUAAAGGAGGAUCCAGAGACAAGGAAACCCCGAGUGAAGAUCUAUACUGACAAGGAAACAGGCAGGAAAAAGGGUGAUGCACUUGUGACCUAUCUCAAGGAGCCUUCUGUACCUUUAGCAAUUCAAUUAUUGGAUGGAACAUCAUUCCGUCCUGGUGGUAAGACCCUAAUGACUGUUAGCGUGGCCAAAUUUCAGCAGAAAGGUGACGUUUUUUUGGCAAAGAAGGCAGAUAAGCAAAAGAAAAAGAAAGGCAAGAAGGUUGAAGAUAAGAUGCUGGGAUGGGGUGGACAUGAUGAUAAGAAGGUGAUGAUUCCUACUCAGGUGAUUUUGGCGAAUAUGUUCAGUCCUGCUGAAUUGAGAAAUGAUGAAACCCUUCUUCCUGAACUUGAGGUAGAUGUUAGAGAGGAAUGCGUGAAGUUUGGUCCGAUCGACAAUGUCAAGCUUACCACUUUUGUUUACAUGUUGCUGUGGCAGGUUUGCGAAAAUCAUCCACAAGGGGUUGUAUUGGUAAAGUUCAAAGACCGGAAAGAUGGUCUCAAAUGCAUAGAGAAGAUGAAUGGAAGAUGGUUUGGUGGGAAGCAAAUACACGCGAGCGAGGAUGACGGUUCGAUCAAACACGCUCUGAUCCGUGACUACGACGCUGAGAAAAUCAUCACUGCCAAAAUCUCCUCCCCAGCGAAGACCAAGAUGACGCAGAACGUUAUGAUGCCAAUGGACGAGAUUGCAAACAGAGAAAACGCAGCACGCACAAAAGAAAAACAUAAUUGUCUGAGCCCAGGUUCGAACUGGGGGGACCUUUAG
Triticum turgidum subsp. durum (durum wheat) is the source of this 1524-nucleotide messenger RNA. The record is from the annotation of a GenBank genome assembly. Lineage: Eukaryota; Viridiplantae; Streptophyta; Magnoliopsida; Poales; Poaceae.